Molecule: messenger RNA, 2428 nt
Organism: Colossoma macropomum (tambaqui)
Lineage: Eukaryota; Metazoa; Chordata; Actinopteri; Characiformes; Serrasalmidae
Product: EGF-containing fibulin-like extracellular matrix protein 2
Exons: 11
Coding region: 333-1652 (439 amino acids)
Molecular function (GO): calcium ion binding
Source: RefSeq, a predicted model, not a curated record
CCUCUAUACACUAUAAACACACAUCUAUUGAGCUAUAACUGGAAGCACGCUGUCUGUGGCGGGAAGACUUAGAGGGAGCAAAAAGAGAGCCUGCAUAUCACCAACACAGAGGCACAGGCGUGGAGGAAAGAGCAGAAACUCCAAAGAGAGUUUGUAAUCCACAUGAGGAGAGGCUUCAGCCUACCAUACAGGAGCUGGAGACUUACACAGAUCAUACUGUGAAGUGAACAGCCCCUCCUCCACCUGUGUUUGGGCCUUUUAACUGUGAGUGUGUGAGUGUUUAAAGGGUCUACACAUCUGCUCCUGCAGUCAGUUGUGUUCUUGGUGUAAUAAUGAAGGAAGCCCACGUCCUGCUGUGUGUUUGUCUGGCUCUCUUUCCUGCUGCAAACGGUCAAUCACCUGCUGCUGAGAGUGACACUUACACGGAAUGCACAGAUGGCUAUGAGUGGGAUGUGCAGACCCAGCACUGUAAAGACAUAAACGAAUGUGAGACGAUUACAGGAGCGUGUCAGGGAGAGAUGAAAUGCUUUAACCAUUAUGGAGGUUACCUGUGUCUACCUCGCUCCGCCUCAGUCAUCACCGCCCCCGAGCCCUCCGGCCAGUCAGAGUCCAGCCUGCCUGUGGGGUCCAAUGAGUCAUUCAACCCCUGUCCUGUGGGCUAUGAGGCUCAGGGGGAGGCCUGCGUAGAUGUGGAUGAGUGUGCGCUGGGCCUGCAUGACUGUCAGCCAAGUCAGGACUGCAUUAACACACAGGGCACCUACACCUGCCAGUGCCCCGAAGGCUACAGCAAGAUCGGCGUGGAGUGUGUUGAUAUUGACGAGUGCAGGUACCGCUAUUGCCAGCAUCGCUGUGUGAAUGUGCCCGGAUCUUUCUCCUGCCAGUGUGAGCCGGGCUUCCAGCUGGCGGGGAAUAACCGCUCCUGUGUGGAUGUGAAUGAGUGUGAGAUGGGUGCCCCGUGCCAGCAGAGGUGUUAUAACACUUAUGGGACGUUUCUGUGUCGUUGUGAGCAGGGUUAUGACCUUGGCCCUGAUGGCUUCUCAUGCAAUGACAUCGAUGAGUGCAGUUACUCGAGUUACCUGUGCCAGUUUCAAUGUGUGAACGAACCAGGCAAAUUCUCCUGUGUGUGUCCACAGGGAUACCAGCUCCUGGGCACGCGGCUCUGCCAGGAUGUGAAUGAGUGUGAGUCAGGCAGUCAUCAGUGUGCAGAAGGACAGAACUGUGUAAAUGUGCAUGGAGGAUACCAUUGUGUGGACUCCAAUCGCUGCCAGGACCCCUACGUCCAAGUCUCAGAGAAUCGCUGUGUGUGUCCAUCGGUAAAGCCGGAAUGCCGUGAUCUGCCCUUUUCCAUAGUUUUUCGCUACAUGAGCAUCACCUCUGAGCGUUCCGUGCCUUCUGAUAUCUUCCAAAUCCAGGCCACUAGCAUUUAUCCAGGAUCUUACAACACCUUCCGCAUUCGUUCUGGGGAUGAUGCUGGGGACUUCUACAUCCGGCAAAUCAACAACGUCAGUGCUAUGCUCGUGCUGGCCCGGGAAGUGACUGGACCUAAAGAGUACGUUUUGGACCUGGAGAUGGUGUCUGUCAACCCUCUGAUGAGCUACCAGAGCAGCUCAACCCUGCGCCUUUCCGUCUAUGUGGGGCCUUAUGCUUUCUAGAGACAGAGAGGGAGAGUGAGGGAGAAAGUAAGCAGAUGAUGAGAAAGAUGAGAUGUGUGGUGCGGUGCUGGGAGAAGUCAGCGUGAGUAAUAAUGAUGAGAGAAAGGGAUAAAAUUGGCACUGAGAUUGUUCCUGAAAAUUGACACACUUCUAUGGGCUAGCAAACCUGUGAAAUGUUUUUUUUUGUUCCUGUGUUUCUUACUUUAGCCUAUGAAUGUGGGCUUAUUCUGGAAGGUGCUAAAUCAUUGGUACACUCAUUUCUCUCACUUUCUCACCAUAGACUCAUACAUAUAAUACACUCAAUCACACACAAAAACCUCAGGUGUUAAUGUACUCAUUCAGAAUUCCAUGUGAGUAAAUUUAGCUUUCUUGAAGAUGAUUUAUCUCAAUAUCAUUAUCAUUUUACUUUGCAGAGUUCUACAAGUUGUAAAGACUUUUUGAGUAAUUUAGUGAGAGGUCUUUAUCACAGAUUUGGGUAAAUGCAUCAGCUCAAUAGCAAACCAGGAACUGACAAUAAAAUAUACAUUCCUUUUUUACUUGUAGAAGGCCUGAAAACUGUCUUAAACCACUUUAUCGAUCUAUAGAAUGUGACUUCUGAUAGAUAACACCCUUGUUUCAAUAUAAGUGUUCCAAAGAGGUCAGUGCAUUGAUCAAGUUUUCUAGAUGCUGUUUCAUCUCGGUGAUGCCAAAGAACAAAUAUAGAUCAUUGAUUUUUUUUCUAAUACGUACAAAAGGACUAUCAUGUUUUCUAAUGGGAAUAAAGUGUUUCAAGGUCC